GCCAUCCCUGUCCCACGACCACGUACACGGUACACACACCGCCGCCUGGCCCUGGGCCUCCCCGCCGGUCGCCUCACUCCCCGCCGGGCUCCCCCCACCGUUUUGGCCUCAAACUCGCGCACCUCCGCUCCCGGAAUCCCAGCAUCCCACCGGAGAAAAGGAACGAGAAGGGAGAAAAGAGAUGGGAAGAGACGGGAAGGAGACCAGGCGCCGCAGCCGCAAGAGAUCCCGCGACGCCUCCCCCUCCUCGGACUUCGACUCCUCCGAUUCGCCUUCCUCCGCUUCCUCCCCGAGCAGCAGCCCCGAGCGCCGCAGCCGAAGCAGCAAGCGGAAGAGGUCCUCCUCCUCAUCGUCGCACCGCCACCGCCACAGCCGCAAGAGCAGCGGCCGUUCGCGGAGCUCCCGCGACGAGGAGCGCAGGCGGCGGCGUCGGAGAAGGCGGGACGAGGAGCGUAGGCGGCGCGGGGGCGAUGAGGGGUCCUCCGGCUCGGGCUCCGAGGAGGAGGAGGAUAGGGCGGCGGCCGCGGAGGAGGCGCGGGAGAUCGUCCGUGAUAUCCUCGGGGAAUUUCCCGCCGUCGCCGGAGAGCUCCGUCAGCUUCUCCAAAUGAUAGACAGUGGUGAAGGCAUUGAUAUUUCUGGAAUCUCUGACAAGCCAUUGGUGAAGUGCUUGAAGAAACUUUUCAGAUCUCUGAGACUGAAAGAAAGUGCAAGUGGGGCUUACUUGCUGCCCCCAAAAAAUGUUCCUACACUUGAUAUUGUUGGACCAUUAUUGUUAGCAAGUUCUAAACUUACAGACGACAAAAAUGGGAAGUCAGUAUCACCUAAUAGAGAAGAAUUACCAUCAUCUAACUUUGACGUGCAAAAUAAAGAUAAAGAUGAUAGUAUGGCUGCAGGGCUGAAAAUUGUUGGGGUAGAAGAGGAACCUCCUAAAAGAAGGAUAAUUGGCCCUGCAAUGCCAUCUCGUGAAUUACUGGCUGCAGCAGCUGAAAUGACAGAGGCUCUUAGGUGCCGGGAUGCUGAACUGGAAGCUGAUGAUGAUUUGCUCAUAGGGCCCCCACCACCUGCAGUAGUUGCAGAAGCUGCAUCUGCAAAUGAAGCUGAGCGAUUUGAAGAGGUUACUCGAAUAUUGGCAGCUGAUACAAAUUCACCAUAUGAUGUUCUGGGGGUAAAUUGGAAGAUGUCAACUGAUAACAUGAAGAAAAGGUAUUGGAAGUUGUCUCUUUUAGUGCACCCAGACAAAUGUCCUCAUCCUUCAGCACAAGAGGCGUUUGUGAAAUUGAACAAUGCCUUCAAAGACUUACAGGACCCUGAUAAGAGAGGUGCAAUAGAUGAGAAGAUAAAGAAGAAAGAUGAGAUGGAACAAUUUGAGAUUGAGCUUAAAGCAAUGCGUGAGGCUGCCGAAUGGAGACGAUUACAAGGUAUAUCACUUGCUGGUGAUGAGGAACUUUUAGCAGGUCCUAAAGAGGCACAGGCACCUAAGAGAGAUGAAUGGAUGACCACGUUGCCACCUGAGAGAAAAGCAGGAAUGCCUAUGCACUCUACUACAUCAUUUAGUAUGAAUGGUAAAGAAGGACGAGGAGACACAAGUGUCUGGACUGAUACUCCUCUUGAUAGAGCACAGAAAGCACAACAAAGCUAUUUAGAAGCCUACAAUAAAACAAAGGCCAUUGCAGAAGGAGAUGAUGUAAAGAGCAAAAACUUGGAUGCUUCAAUCGUAGAUAAAUACAAUACCUCCAAAAGAUCAGUGUCUCUUGUGCAGAAGCACCGAGAUAGCAAAAAGGAGAAAAAGAAACAAAAGCAGCACGAGAAAGAAGAAUGGGAGGGAAACCACCCUUGGAAGCCAUGGGACCGUGAGAAGGAUCUCUCUGCUGGGAGGCAAAAGGUUGCGUUAGAUCCGGAGAACAUGUCACAAGGACUGUCUUCCCGUUUUGCAUCUGGGGCAGUGCAGAGGAACUUCCUCUGAGUAUGAUCGGAUAGGUUACUUGUGUUCUUGUCGUGAGCUUCCAAAAAGUUCCAGAGAUAAAACCAUUAUCGCCAGGAUAGGUUAUGUUAAGGGCGGUCAUGUGGUAAGUUGGUGCUUGAAAUGUAUUGUUCACAUGCUCAAUUCCCACUGAUAAAAUGAGUAGUUACGGAUCCGUUUAGAACUGUAUAUCAACUCUUCCGGAGGUCUUUAAAUUAAUUAUAGCUAAUCUUUACUGAAA
Panicum hallii is the source of this 2201-nucleotide messenger RNA. RefSeq lists its product as uncharacterized. The transcript is spliced from 11 exons. Lineage: Eukaryota; Viridiplantae; Streptophyta; Magnoliopsida; Poales; Poaceae. The record is from RefSeq and is a predicted model, not a curated record. The coding region runs from base 182 to 1963 and encodes 593 amino acids.